AUGCGCUUCAACAACAUCCUUCUUGCCGGCGCCUUCGCCGUUGCCUACGCCCAGGAGACCACCGUCACCACCGUCCCCGGUGUGGCCACUCCCACUGGCGUUGAUGCCGCUGCCUCUUCGGCCGCUGCCGCCAUCAACAAGUGCCUCAAGGAGUGCGACGCCACCGACUCGACCUGCCAGGCUCGCUGCGUCUCCGUCCCUGCCCCCAGCGACGCCCAGGCCAUCGCCCUCGACAAGUGCGUCGGUGACUGCGACCAGGGUGACGGUUCCGAGGCCGAGACCAACGCCUUCGCCCAGUGCCGUGACCAGUGCAUCAAGGAGCACUACUUCGACGCCGACUCCCCCAACGGUGCCCCUGCCGACAGCGGCAACGCCGCUGCCACGCAGACCUCUGGCGCUGCUGCCGGUACCCAGACCGGUACCACCACUGGCACCGCUGCCACCGGCUCCUCUACCGGCUCCGCCACUGACUCUGACAACGCCUCCGGCACCGCUGGUUCUGAUGCCUCCGAGACCACUGGCGCUGACUCCGGCGCCAGCCUCCUCGUCAGCUCUUCUCUGGGCUUCUUCGGCCUCGUCGCUGCUUUCUUCCUGUAA
Messenger RNA from Verticillium nonalfalfae, 597 nucleotides. RefSeq lists its product as uncharacterized. The transcript is spliced from 2 exons. The record is from RefSeq and is a predicted model, not a curated record. The coding region runs from base 1 to 597 and encodes 198 amino acids. Lineage: Eukaryota; Fungi; Ascomycota; Sordariomycetes; Glomerellales; Plectosphaerellaceae.